This is a messenger RNA of Lotus japonicus, 1434 nucleotides long. Its product is annotated as protein FAR1-RELATED SEQUENCE 5-like. The record is from RefSeq and is a predicted model, not a curated record. Gene Ontology annotation, biological process: regulation of DNA-templated transcription. The coding region runs from base 1 to 1434 and encodes 477 amino acids. The transcript has a single exon. NCBI's taxonomy places the organism in Eukaryota, Viridiplantae, Streptophyta, Magnoliopsida, Fabales, Fabaceae. Gene Ontology annotation, molecular function: nucleic acid binding; zinc ion binding.
AUGGAUUUUCAGGUGUUUGGUGAAGUUCUUGCUUUUGACGCAACAUACCGGAAGAACUGGUACGGGUGUCCCAUAGUUGUUCUAGUUGGAGUUAACCAUCACUGUCAGACAAUUGUAUUUGGCACAGCAGUUUUGACUAAUGAGAAAGAGGAAAGCUAUGUGUGGGUUUUGGAGCAGUUUUUGGCAGCAAUGAAGGGGAAACAACCAGCGGUAGUUAUAACUGAUGGGGCUCCCGCCAUGCGGAACGCUAUCACUCGUUUACUACCCAAAGCUCAUCACCGACUGUGUGCUUGGCACCUUUUACAAAAUGCUCAAAGAAAUGUGGGUGAUUCGAAUUUCGUGAAAGGCUUUAAAAGCUGCAUGCUGGGUAACUAUACUGUUGCACACUUCAAAAAAAAAUGGUUUCAAUUGGUUAGUGAUUUAAAUCUUGAAGACAAUCCAUGGGUUCAAGGAUUGUAUGAGAAGAGGCACAUGUGGGCUACUUGUAUGAUGCGGGGGAAGUUCUUUGCCGGUUUUCGCACUACUUCACGGUGUGAAGGUAUGCAUUCUCAAAUUGGUCGGAUUGUGCGUUCCAGAAAUAGCUUACUUGAGUUUGUUCAAUACUUUGAACGUUACGUGAACUACAUGAGAUGGAGAGAGGUUGAUGCAGACUAUAAGUCUGUGGUAGGAGAUGUUGUUCCAAAGACCAACGUGCGUGCCCUUGAACUAUGUGCUGCAAAUCUUUACACAAGGACGGUAUUCUUAAAGUUUCGCUCAUGGCUCAGUAGUGGAAGCCUAGUGAAGGUUGCUGGCAUGAAGGAUACCUCCUCAUGUAUUAUAUAUUCCAUGUACAGGUACUGUAAACCUGCGAAACUGUGGUAUGUGGCACAUGAUGAACAGACGUCAACAUUUAGGUGUUCAUGUCAGCGGAUGGAGACCUUUGGACUUCCUUGUGAUCAUAUAAUAGGUUUGUUGGUGCAUUUGGACAUUGAUGUCAUCCCAAAAAGUUUAGUAUUGCAAAGAUGGUGUAAGUCAGCAAAAGAAUCUAUGAAGGGGAAUUCAGAAUCUGCUUUCAAAUUCUGGGAGUCAACCGUUUUGGCUAGGCUGGGUUCGUUGGUGAUGAGAAGUAGAGAAAUGUUUAACCUUGGAUGUGAAUCAAUGGAGGACUACCUGGAUACAGUUGAUGUCAUGGCUAAGCAUGUUGAGAAACUAAAGGCUAAGAAGGUUGAAAACAAGGGACCUGAUGAUGAGGACACAAAUAUUAAUGGUGUGGAUAUUAAAGGGAUUGAUGAAGUGAAAAAUCCGCAUGUAGUCAAGAGUGGCAGUUCAAGUGGCACCAAAAGGAAGUGUAAUGUUUGCAAGCAGGGGGGUCACAACAAAACCACAUGUCCAGAUAACAAAAGGCAGAAAGUUUCAGCUGUAAGUGGUCUAGGUGUGGAAGGUGGUCAUGCUUAA